Molecule: messenger RNA, 3258 nt
Organism: Mauremys mutica (yellowpond turtle)
Lineage: Eukaryota; Metazoa; Chordata; Testudines; Geoemydidae
Product: gastrula zinc finger protein XlCGF57.1-like
Exons: 6
Coding region: 284-2176 (630 amino acids)
Biological process (GO): regulation of transcription by RNA polymerase II
Molecular function (GO): RNA polymerase II cis-regulatory region sequence-specific DNA binding; DNA-binding transcription factor activity, RNA polymerase II-specific
Source: RefSeq, a predicted model, not a curated record
GUGGGCAGGGGCAGACACUGGGGAGCACACGGCCCUGGGUUACUGGGACCCCAAUGCGUGGGGAGUUCAAAUCCUCACACUGCAGACUUGCCCCUCGUCCUCACCGCCUGGCCUGAGCCCCUGCCCCAUGGAGGAACCGUGUCUCUGGUUAAAGGCAGGUGCUGCCUGGGAAUUGGGGUCUGGAUCAUUCCUGCCACGCCCUGGCUGACCCGGCAGGCUCAGAGCGUGACUCCUCUUUCCCUCGGGCAGGCGCUGGUGGCUCGAGGCGGAGAGCCCAGCUCAGAUGGAGCGAGGGGACAGGCUGCGUGUGGGCGAGCGCAGGGAGAGGCGAGCGAGGGGAGCGCCUGACGCCUGCGGCACAGGUUCUGCUGACCCCAGAGCCCAGGUGGUUAUUAAAACGGAGCAGGAAGAGGAGCCAGGCCCGGGGGGGCCCCCAGCGCAGAGGGAGAGAGGAAUUCUCCAUGCCCCCGGCACAGGCGCAGGCUGGCCUGACGGGAAGCAUGAGAUUGUGGUGAAAGUGGAGCCAGAUGACGAGUCGUACGUGGGGUAUCCCCAGGGCCUGGGGGACCAAGACCUUCCUGGCUACCCCAGCACUGGUAUCAAAGCAGAGAUCGUGGUCAAAACGGAGCCCGAGGACGACGCCUAUGGCGAGUGUGCCCAGCAUUACGGUGGAGGAGACGGUCCUGACGACCCCUUCUGUGACGCAAACCCAGAGAUCAUCGUGAAAGUGGAGCCAGACGAUGAGUCGGCCAUUGGCUACCCCCAGGGCCUGAGCGAAGGCAGAAUUCCCGGCUACCCCAGGCCAGCAGGCGAUGGGAGCAGGGGUGUCAGCGAGCGGGAGCACCCUGGAGAAGAGCCGGAGGAUGUGAAACCGAACAGGGCUUUGCUGAUGAGAGGCUUAGAGGCAGCUUCCUCAGGCUUGCUCAGGACAGAACCCAGCAUUAAUCACUGGAAAGUGCAACACGCCCCGGGAAACAUCCCGGCGCUCCAGAGAAACGCCGUGGCUCCGGAGGGGCCGCAGACAACCCCUGAGCCCAAGGGAAAGGUGCCAACGGCCCCGACAAACAACCCCAGCCAGAAAUCCCUUUCGGGGAGCGUGGCCACCAGCACCGAGCCGGUGAGGCGCCCGCGAGCUCACGCUGCCGAGCGGCCGUUCACGUGCACUGAGUGCGGGAAGAGCUUCCAGCACCGGGGGAACCUCAUCACGCACCUGCGGGUGCACACGGGCGAGAAGCCCUUCACCUGCACUGAGUGCGGCAAGAGCUUCAGCCAGAAGGGCGACCUGAUGCGGCACCAGCGCAUCCACACGGGCGAGAAGCCCUUCGAAUGCAACGUGUGCGGGAAGAGCUUCUGCUCCAAGCAGACCUUCAUCCUGCACCAGCGCAUCCACACCGGGGAGAAGCCCUUCUCCUGCACCGAGUGCGGCAAGUGCUUCAACCGCAAGGCCAACUUCAUCACCCACCAGAAGAUCCACCGCGGGGAGCGCCCCUUCGUCUGCGCCGAGUGCGGCAAGGGCUUCUGCGCCAAGAAGACCUUCAUCCUGCACCAGAAGAUCCACAUCGGGGACCGGCCCUUCGGCUGCUCCGAGUGCGGCAAGAGCUUCAGCCGCAACGGGGAUCUGACCCGGCACCAGCGCAUCCACACCGGGGAGCGGCCCUUCGCCUGCGCUGACUGCGGCAAGUGCUUCAGCCACAACGGGGAGCUGAUCAAGCACCAGCGCAUCCACACUGGGGAGAAGCCCUUCACCUGCACCGAGUGCGGCAAGAGCUUCAACCGCAAGGGCACCCUCAUCACCCACCAGCGCAUCCACACCGGGGAGCGCCCCUUCGUCUGCCCCGAGUGCGGCAAGACCUUCAACCUGAAGACCACGCUGAUGAAACACAAGCGGAUCCACACAGGGGAGCGGCCCUUCACCUGCGUGGAGUGCGGCAAGAGCUUCAAGUACAAGGGCAACCUGCGGACGCACCACCUCACCCACACGGUGGAGCGGGUCUACCCCUGCACCGAGUGCGGGAAGAUCUUCAGCCACAAGAAGGAGCUGACGGUGCACCAAGCCGUCCACACGGAGGAGAGACUCUUGUCCUGCUACGGAGAUGGGGAGUCGUUCAACCCCUUCCUCCAGAUGCACCCGCUCCUACUGUCGGUGCCCCAAGCCAAGUGCCUCUGGAAGCCUUAACGCAAUGUACAUAAGGAGGGAGUUACAGAAAUGCUACGUCCCCUGAGCAGGAGCAGAGGAGGAACAGUGCUGUAAUUUAGGAUUUGGACAUGCCGUGGUGCUGUACAGAGUGCCGAUGAAAUAACAGGCUCCCUGCCACAAGGAGCUCCCAGCCUGAAGGCCUGCGCUGAUGAACCAGCCGUGCAUCCCUAAGGAAAACACAACUGCACAUUCCCUACACAACGCAGCUCGAAUUCAAAUGCAAAGGCUCGAGUCUUGCCCUGAAGGAUGCCAAAGCUGUCGUACUAAUUCCAUUUGCUGGGUUGGAAAUAACCCCCAGAGGUACUAGAGAGAACAUCUGACAUGAGGGACGGGAGGUUUCUGGGAAGGGAUCUGUGGUUUAUGGAGCAGCGCUUGGAGGGCAUUGGAAAUGACACGGCCUGGGUUAACCGAUGUGGGAUCUUCAUCUUACUACUGAAAGGAGAAGUCGGUGCUGGCAGGACUCUCCUGCCUGGUUCCUGUGUGGAGCAAACACAGGAGCGUUGUGCUCAUUGUGAUAGUUCUGGCGAAGGCCAGUGGUUUCUCAGGGUGGGGGGUGCUGUGCUGUGUGUUGUUAGGUCAGGCCCUGUGGGUACUUGGGGGGUGGGUGAGACUUUGCUGUAGUUACGGCUUAUGCCAGCAGCAUCUCCAUGGAACUACUGGACAGACCUUAUGGACGGCGCCUGUUCCAGCCGGGCCAGUGACAGUCUGGGAAAUGAAAGAAAAUCUCAACUGAGUGUGGACUUGAGAACUCCAGGUGCAAUGCCCUGGAGCCAUAAUUACUGUAGUGCUGUUUACUCGCUGUACUGACUCUAUUUACCCACCAGGAGUGCGCACUGGGCUUUGCAACUGAGUACGGCCUGAUCCCUGACCUGAGAGGUGACCAUCGCAUGGAGACCACCUAGAGAUCUUACAGAGAAUCACAGAGUCGUAGGGUGGGAGGGACCUCGAGAGGUCACCUCGUCCAAUCCCCUGCACUCAUGGCAGGACUAAGUAUUAUCUAGCCCAGGGGUUGGCAACCUUUCAGAAGUGGUGUGCAGAGUCUUCGUUUAUUCACUCUAAUU